AGCGUCCUCUGGCGGAGUCAUGUAUACCACAUAUGCAGUGCUGGUAAUAUUGACCUUGACCUUCCAUAACGCCCUCUGUCAACAAUAUAGCGAGGCUGUCUUUCUGUCUGAUGACGUCACAUACAGCUGUCGCGGAUUCGUGGACCUGGUACUAGUCGUGGAUGCUUCAGCCUUCACGCGCUUCACCACACCACGUGGUAUUCCAAUAUGGCACCCCGGCAUCGCCGUGUUCGUCAACAACCUUCUGCGAGUUCUCCAAGUGGGCCCAGCAUCAUUUCGAGUGGCCGCCAUAUUGUACAGCACAGGUAUUGAUGACAUCAUGCCUUUCAGUGUACAUCAAGUCUACACCCUCCACACUUUCGGAUUUCUCCGUCCUGGGUUCGGUGUCUCGGCCACGGCUAAGGGAUUAUCGGAAAUGAGAAAGAUGCUGUCAUACUACGGUCGACCGGACGCGGCCAAGCGUGCCAUCCUUCUCAGUGCUUCCCAUUCUAAUGACCACCAGGCGGCGCUAGUAGAGGCUAACCUUGCCAGGUCAAUAGGAAUAGAUAUCCUCUCGGUAGGAUUCGGACCUUUCCGGGACAUUGGUGAACUGAACGAAAUUAGUCCCGGCUGGGUAUUAGAAGUCCCCGAUGCUGGCAUGCUCUAUGCUCUUGUCGGGAGGAUAGCCGCAAGGUUAUGUAAAGAAGCGGUCAAUGGAGGCUGGUCACCCUGGCUCAGCUGGACCCCCUGUUCAAAAAGUUGUGAUGGCGGUGUAUCUAGGAGAUUUCGUUUCUGUAAUAACCCACUUCCGCAAUAUGGCGGCUCUUUCUGUACAGGAGCCCCCAACAUAAGAAUGGAUUGUAACACACAACCUUGCUUAGCGUUCUUCUCCGGAGGAGUGGAUUGGUCAACUUGGGGCCCAUGUUCUGCUACAUGUGGAUCCGGCACGCGCUCACGCUCUCGACCGUGUCUGUCUAGGUCUCAAUGUAGGCCUGGAACAUCAGAGACAGGAACAUCAACAUGUAGGAUGUCAGCUUGUCCAGUUGAAUCAACGUGGGGUACUUGGUUGUCAUGGGAACCAUGUUCUAUGACGUGUGGGCGUGGCGUGAGACAGCGCCGCCGGAAGUGUACAGACACAAGCCCCGGAGUAGACGGACGCUGCCUCGGACCAGGAAUGGACACGGAAAUGUGUAACGCAGGAAUCGCGUGUCAAGAAUGCGAGAGAUGUAUUCUAGGCCCAGGAGGCCGACGGUAUGUGGGAUGUCCUCACGAUUGUACGAGGUACGUUCAGUGUCCGGCACCGGGCUAUGAAGCUCUGCAGAAGAUCUGUCCGCACGGACAACUCUGGAGUAACCGACAGCAGAAAUGUGUCCAGCCGUCCGAAUCGGAGUGUGAUUUGUGCUCCGGACAGAUAACAGGCAGUGAAAUUUGGUAUUCAUGUCGGGAAUACUGGAAAUGUGAAAGCGACCAUAGAAAUCUUCAUCUUCGGUGCUGUCCUGACGGAUUCCAUUUUGUUCCUGGUCUGGGAUGUAUGAAAGAUGUCGACAAUUCCUGCAAGGCAGAGUGCUAUUCACGGCCAUCUCUCGGUUUUCAAGCAAAAAAUUGCUCAUAUCGUCCUUCACCCUUGGGUUCCUACUGGUACGAAGAGAUCACUUCGGACUUCCGCAAGACUCGCGCAUGCCCUGUCGGUACCCAGUUUUCACAGGAUGUUUGUCAAUGUGUUAUGACGCAUGAACUUUCACCUACAAUGUCAUUCAACAGAGGUUUGUAUCAAUCGGCUAACAUCGGCCAAUUCCGUACCCUACAUCAAGGUACGGAAUCGGCCGAGAUGCGACGAGUGCUAU
Molecule: messenger RNA, 1823 nt
Organism: Pecten maximus
Lineage: Eukaryota; Metazoa; Mollusca; Bivalvia; Pectinida; Pectinidae
Product: semaphorin-5A-like
Exons: 8
Cellular component (GO): extracellular region
Molecular function (GO): chitin binding
Source: RefSeq, a predicted model, not a curated record